This is a messenger RNA of Nicotiana tabacum (common tobacco), 864 nucleotides long. Lineage: Eukaryota; Viridiplantae; Streptophyta; Magnoliopsida; Solanales; Solanaceae. The record is from RefSeq and is a predicted model, not a curated record.
AUGUCGAGGACAGAGACUCACAGGAAUGAAAGAGGUAUGCCCCCUUAUUAUCUGCUCAAAAAUUUUGUGUCACCUACAAAAAUAGUCUAUGCUCUGGAGAAACUCGAAACGAAAGUGAAGUGGCCGCCAAAGAUAAGGUCUGAUCCGAGCACCAGAAAAUCUGACGCCCUUUGCGAGUUCCACCGGGAGCGUGGACAUAAAAUAGGAGAUUACAUCGCCGUCAGGAAAGAAUUUGUAAACAUGUUGCGGCAAGGACACCUCAAAGAGCUGCUGAGUAAUAAGGGGAGAAAUAACUUUGCUAGAGGACGCGAAUACCAAGGUCCGCCUAAGCCGCCAUCACCAGCUUGUACUAUCAACAUGAUCAUCCAUGGCAGCGACGAUGCCUCCAUUAAAGACAUUAAAUUCACCACCACUCACAAACUUAAAGGAUCUAUCACCCGCGAACGAUUUGACGGACUAGAAGAAAGUAUCAUCUUCGAUGAGUCAGAUGGCGCCAGUUUGACUUUCCCUCAUAAUGAUGCUCUCAUUAUUACUUUGCGUAUUUUAGAUACUGAUGUCAAAUGUAUCAUAGUAGACGAUGGAAGUGGAGCGUGCAUUAUCCAUCCCCGAGUCCUCACCCCGAUGAGACUCGAGGACAAGAUAGUGCCACGCUGCAUUACCAUAACCGGUUUUAAUAAUGUAGUUGAGCGGACAUCGGGAGAAAGUAAAUUCCCCGUAUUGGCCGGUGGCAUAACACUAGAGACAACAUUCCACAUCAUGAACCAGGCAACCGUAUACAAUGCCAUAGUAGGACGACUAUGGAUACAUCUCAUGAGAGUCAUCCCCCCCAGCUUAUACCAAGUGUCGUGCCCCUUUUUCUCGUGA